Xiphophorus hellerii (green swordtail) is the source of this 2557-nucleotide messenger RNA. It is a transcript of the gene c9h19orf44, whose product is annotated as chromosome 9 C19orf44 homolog. The record is from RefSeq and is a predicted model, not a curated record. Lineage: Eukaryota; Metazoa; Chordata; Actinopteri; Cyprinodontiformes; Poeciliidae. The transcript is spliced from 10 exons. The coding region runs from base 315 to 2438 and encodes 707 amino acids.
UAUCAAGAAGAAGAACAGAAGCUCUUCCAUGGAAACAAGGGACGCCAGUCUGCUGGUAUGAGAGAGUGAAUAGUUAAAACAAGAUGAAACAGGAUAUAUUGUGUUAUUCUGUAGAUGAUGAAUUGUUCAGAGGUUAGGAGAUUUCCGAAUGAAUCCAAAGAAAGCGCAAUAUGCAGCUAAAACUAGCUGCUAUCGGUUUAGCUCCAAGCUAGCUUAGAAUGUUUCUCCUGUGUGGUAAAAACCAAAGGAGAGGAAAAUGUAAGGGGGAAAACGACUGACUACGUAACGGACAGCUCAUGAGAACCAGCUGAAACAUGUGGAAGGUAAGCGGUCGGAGUUCGGCUCUGAACCGGGCUGAGGCGCUGCUGUCAGCCAAGAGGAGCAGCACAGGAGACGGAGGAGGCUCCACACAGGACUCACCCACCAAAACACAGGGAGCCUCCUUCAGAACUGGACCUGUUCCUCCAAACAGCCACAACUUGUUCUCUGACCUGAGUGACCUCGCCUCAGAGACCUCUGCUUCUGAACAGGGUGCUGCAUCUACCACACUUGCUAAUACACAAGAAAACCUUGAGAGAAAGGGAGAUUCAACCCAGGAUCUCAGGCCUCAGAGUUCACUGGGAGAAGGGAGCAGGUUCCUAAAGAAGGCUCCAAAACCAGCUAACAGCAGCCACUCGCCGGUCAGCAGGAACCGAGCACAGGCUGUGGUGCAACCAAGAUGUGUGUCAUCCUCCCAGCAUGGCUCUCAGGCUCCAGCCUUGCGUAGGCUAGCUGAAAUCGAGAGUCGUGUCCGGAGCCGCAAGCAGGAGCUAGAACAGGCUAAGAAGGCCUCAGCAGCUGUCCUCAGUCAAGCCUCGGAUGUGGAAAUGUCGCCAGCUGCAGCCGUCCAUAUCAGGGAGGCUUCUGCGGCGCUGUCAGCGCAGUUCGACACUGACCAGAGCCAGAGGGAGAACUGUUUCCUCAAAAAGAAAAACCAGAGCAUCUCUGCUCCCGCCGAGGCAGCAAAACAUGCUGCUGCUGGCGUCGGGUUCAGAUCACAAGCCGGGAAUGCUGUUGAACAUUCUGGAGGGUUGGAGAGGAAGCCAAGGAGACCAAUGAGCGGUGUGAGUCUGGAAAGUGAUGAAGAAGACAUGAGGAAGCUGCUUGGAGACUCAGUAGAAUCGAUCAGCAUGUCCGGACCCGGGAGAUCUUCAUCUGUGAAAAGACCACACAGGACACUCAGCAGUCCCGGUGAGGAGGGUGAAAGGCCAACUGCUGCCCAUCCUUCACCGCCCUCUCCUUCCUGUCACAGCUCUCCGUUCCGAUUCACCGGUCAGGCCCGGGCCCAGUUCAGUCCCUCGGUGCUGUCCCCGUCGCCCUCUUCACCCCGUUGCCCCUCCACCACCCCAGAGAGGCAGGGCUCCUCUCAGAAGGCAGAGGAUCCGCGACGCAGCCACUCAUCCUCGUCAAGCCGUGUGGAAGUCCUUUCUCUGGAGGAGCUGUUCCCUGUGGGGCCGGGAUCUGAGCAUCUACACAGUCACAUGAGUUCAGCUUCUUCAGAAGAAGGCCCAGGAGAGAUCAGGGUCAAUGUGAUGACUCUCGAUGAGCUGACUCCCUCUCAAACGCCAGGAAAACAGGUGGGAACAAAACAUGUGAUGGAAAAUAAGCGUAAUAAUGUCAACUUAAUGAAAUCAAAUUACCAAAAGACUCAUUUUACUGAUUUGGUCUUGGUGCCAAUGCAGAAUCAAAACAAAAUGGCCGACGCUGUCCCUGGAUCCCAAAGUAAAUGCCGGCUGUCACCAUGGGAGGGGGAGGAGGAGGAAGAGGCGGCAGUGGACUAUCACAGCGACUUUGACACUGAUUCUAGCGCCAGGCAGAUUUCAGAGUACCUGGGAGAAGGUGAUGAUGAGGAAGCAGAGGUCAGAUCAGAGGUCAGAUCAAAGGUCACGCAGGCGGUUUCCAGGACAGUUGAGUCUCUCAGGAAGACGGAAGAUGAUUAUUCCAGUACUUUCUCCAGUGUGAGAUCAGAAUUGUUCAGCAGAAGCAGACAGAGCUUCUCUCAGCAUUCAGGAAGGCAUGCUUCAGUCAGGAGGAGUUUCAAAGACGCAGCGGCACAGACGUGGCCUGAUCCACCAGGUUACUCCUGGUCAGCAGGUACGGCUCCCCUGGACCCCAUGGUUGGCAGGAUCUACAUGGGGCCCACACAUGUGGCCCCCCAUGCCUUCAGUGCAGACAGGUUAGAAGCUGUGUGCAUGUUGGACCCAGCUGGAUUUGCUCUGAAUGAAAUGCUGAAGCAGCAGCUGGCCAUGACCAAGCAGUUCAUGGAGUGCAGUGAACACCUCCAUGCCUGCUUGAUGCAAAGCCUGGAACCCCCCAACUACAGAUACACCACGCUGGAGGAAACCAUGCGGAACAUCUGCAGGCGCAGACGUCCCAAACCUCACAGGGAGAAAACAUAGGAGGUUUUACAGGAAAUGGAGGCUGAGCCAGCUGACCACUUUCUACACAUUCACUAAAACAUUUUAACAAUGGAUUGUUAUAGCAAAGACAAAAAAAAUAAACAAACGGUCAGAGUUAA